CCUUCCGCCUUCGUGAGGUGUAUAAACUUUGAUUUAACAUCGAAGUCUGACAACUGUCAAAUGACAAGUCUGCUUAGAAUACUACGUUUUAAAAGUUGAAAUGGCAGCAGAAAUAAAACCAGCUCCUGGAGUGAAUCAUGAUAAAUUCAGUACAAGCCGUAAACCUAUACUUUUGUCAAAAUUGGAAGGAUGUAACGAUGAUGUCAAUGCGGCUAUCAUUAUACCGCGGGAAGAUGGUGUAAUUAGUGUUUGUGAUGACAGAACGGUUAGAGUUUGGUUGAAACGCGAUUCAGGCCAAUAUUGGCCUAGCGUUUGUCAGUAUAUGGCUGCUGGUGCAACGUCCAUGAAUUAUUGUGUCCAAACUAGGCAAUUAUUUGUUGGUCUGGAAAAUGGUACUAUAAACGAAUUUAUUUUGGAGCAAGAUUACAAUCGAAUGACUGCUAUGCGGGAAUACGCGGCGCAUCAAGCAAGAGUCACAGGUGUUAUAUUUGCCCCAAAUUGUGAAUGGGUUCUAAGCAUAGGUCGAGAUAAAAUGUUUCAAUUACAUUGUUCAGAAACUGGACAAAAAUUGGGAUCAUAUCAAACAGAUGCAUGGUACACUGCCUUGCAAUUUGACGCGCAAUCAAAACAUGCUUUUAUCGGCGAUUAUUCUGGACAAAUAGCAAUGUUAAAGUUAGAUACUAAUGGCGUUACAUUAAUCACUACAUUAAAAGCACAUACAGGUAGUAUUCAUACAUUAGCAUGGGAUUUUGAAAAACAGCUUCUAUUUUCUGGUAGUUUUGACCAAAGUAUCAUAGUAUGGGACAUUGGUGGACGUCAGGGUACAGCAUAUGAACUUCAAGGACAUCAUAACAAAGUAACAGCAUUAUGCUACGCGAGCGCCGAACGCAUAUUAUUGUCUGGAGGAGAAGAUGGGGUGAUAGUAUGCUGGGAUAUGGCUGCAAAUAGGAAAGAAACUGCAGCAUGGGUAGAAUCAGAUACAUGUCAGGCUUGUGGAAGGCCAUUUUUUUGGAAUAUUAAAGCAAUGAUGGAUCAACGACAACUUGGUUUGAGGCAACAUCAUUGUCGUCAUUGUGGUCGCGCGUUGUGCGCACGAUGUACAUCUCAACGGAUACCGAUACCAGCGAUGGGUUUUGAAUUUGAAGUUAGGGUGUGUGAUCCGUGUUACAUUCAGCUCAAAGCAGCAAACCAAACUCCUUUAGCAUCUUUCCACGAUGCAAAACAUAACGUUGUUGGAAUGGAUUUGGAUGCAUCCAGACGAAGAUUAUUGACUAUCGGUCAGGAUCGUCUCAUCAAAAUUUGGGAUAUUUCCGCGCUUCUUCAGUGAACUUCCAAACACGUUAAUUUAAAAUUAACAAAACUAAUCAAAUCGUAAGAUAUAAGAGAACCCUAUUAUUACCACAUUACAGUGUGAAGAUUCGUUAUCCAAAGCCUGCGUUUGUAAUCAUAAAAUAACAAUUUGCUUCUUGUACAAAAAGUUCUAUAACAUUUAAACAUUCUACAAUUCCGAAAUAGUCCAUUUAUAAAAUCACUAAAAUAUAUUUUACUUGCAAAUAUUUUUCUCGGCAGAAAAAAAAGGAAUAACAGGAUAACUUAUUAAGAAUCUAAUAUAUAUCAGUCUAUUUUUUAAUAUUCCUUACUUUGUGCAAUCACGUUUUAAAAAAUGACCAAAGUACGAAACGGUAGACUAUGUUAUGAAUUUAUUACAACGAAUUAUUAUUUUGAAUUACAAUACAUACAAAGAAGUAAUGUUAAUGAUAUUAAAAUGCAUACGAAUAAUACAGUGGAUACGAACGAAUUAUUUCUGUUACAGAAGGGCAAAAUGAAAAAUAGUCUGUACAAUAUUAACACUUAUUUUAAACUAUAAAAUUGAAUUAAAUAGUAAUAAUAAUAAUACUAAUAAUUGGUAUAAGAAUAUAAAUUAUGGAACGUUUUAAGAAAAGUUUACUAAAAAUUUGUUAAAGCAGUGGGGAAAUUCACAAAUAAGUCGUUAUAGCUCCUAGUCGUUCUGUUUAUCGUAUUUCUAAUUAUUUAAUAUUAUAGUUUCAUAUAAGUAACUGGGAAGGCAACUCGUCAUCAAAAUUGUUUAAUUUCUCGCCAUUGACUUCUUAACAUUCAAUUGAAAAACAGGUACAAGUUAUAUGAAAAUAAUACGUAUUAAUUAAAAAUCAUGAAACGUCCAUGAAAUAGAAAUUAUUGCUUGAGUUCUACCGAUAUUCUUUCACUUAGUAUAAAUAUGCAUAACUUGUGCCUGAAUAAAAUUCACUGUAAUUACAUCGGAACGAUGUACAAAAGAACAUUGAUAUCUCUACUGUAGCUACUAAAAAAAGUAGUUGCGGUAAAGGAACUUACAUUUAUCGUCAUAACGCACUAAGAUUGCAUUUUAAGAGAACGUUCAACCGUAAUUUGGUGCAAUAGUUUUUAUCACAGCGGAUUCAUCCUUAUUUUUGAACGUAUCUAUUCCACAUGUUUAUAGAAGAACUUACGAAGUCGCAGUGUAUUAUCAUAAAUAGUUUGUACAUUGUUAAAAAAAAAUACAUGCUUCCCUAUUAAUUUCCACGUGCUCUGCGUAUUAGCAUUAUGUCGCGCAUUAAUGCUCGCGAUCAAGGUUUUGAUCGUUUCGAAAUACAUAUAUAUAUAAAUGUACGUGUACGUAUACUCCAUCUAAUUUAUACUCUUAUUAAGACUAGUAGGCUUUAUUAUUGUUUCAUUAUAUCGUGUACAAUAGAAUAUAUAGAAUUUGUUGUAUCGAGUUAAUUUAUAUUCAUUCAAGUUAAAAAUUAUUUUAAAAGUUUGCUCAACGUCAUGGUUUCGUUGCUCUUAUCGUUAGAAUCAACGAGUCGAUAACAACGUAGCAUGGUAUUUUACUCUGAUUUUAGUACAGAACCAAUCGAAUUGCUCUCGUAAAAGAUAGAUGGUUGAGAAGAAAGCGUCGUAUUCGUUGUACGAAGAAGAAUAAGGAAGAACAUGUUUAUAUAUAGAAAUGAUUUUAUAAAAUCAUUAAUCGAAUACGCAUAACGUCGCCAAUGUUGUUAUUGUUGCUGGAAUUUUCAAUACUUUGCAUAUUAAUGUACAUGUUACGAAUUACAGAAAUCACAGUAUAUGUAUGUACAAUGUUCAUGUGAAGUUCGUAUGGAAUGAAAAUAUAUUUUCAAUGUAAGCGA
Messenger RNA from Megachile rotundata (alfalfa leafcutting bee), 3164 nucleotides. RefSeq names its product WD repeat and FYVE domain containing 2 (gene Wdfy2). Gene Ontology annotation, molecular function: protein binding; metal ion binding. NCBI's taxonomy places the organism in Eukaryota, Metazoa, Arthropoda, Insecta, Hymenoptera, Megachilidae. Gene Ontology annotation, cellular component: early endosome. The record is from RefSeq and is a predicted model, not a curated record.